UCUACCGUAUUAUGUAAAGUUAACUUGGAAAUUAUCAUUGCAACAGUUACACUUAUCAAAUCGAAGAUGGGCGAUUCCUGGAAUCCUAUCUUCUCUGAUAGCGAUUCAGAUGAUAAUCAGAUAUAUGUCGCCAGAGAUCCCAGAAAAGACAAACAUUUUGAUCGUAAACAAGAAUUGCUAUGGAAUUGCAAGGGAAAAGCCGGUAAGGUAGGACAAGGGAAACAACCACUGGUGAUUGCUGUCAUUGGACCUCCCGGAUGUGGAAAAUCGUCAUUUCUUAAUACCAUAUUUGCUGCUUUCAGCCAUGAUCAUUGGUCAGAACAUGCCAGAUAUGGAGAAUUCGGUAGGAGAGGGAAGCAAGUAACAAGAAGACUAAAAAGUUUCCAAAAGAAAGAUUACUACAAAGACAGAGAUGAAUAUCUAUUGCCAACGUUUCUUGAUAUGACAGGAUUUGAAGACGACGACGCUCCUUUGAAUAAAGAACUUUUAAACAUUGUUUUAUGCGGAAAACUGAAAGAAGGAGAAGAACUUCAUAAUGUUAUAGAAUAUGGACAACAUUUUGGUGUAAAUGCUGUCAAUGAAAAGUAUUUUGGCGGAAAAUAUUUUGGUAAAAUUCCAAAGCAAGAAGGCAUGCCGAAUCUUUUAGAUUAUUUCGUGAUUGAAAAUAGGGAAGAACAUCAUCGAGUCAAUAGAGUUGUUGUUGUUUGUUCGGCAAACCCAGACCAGCCUUUACCAGAACAUCUUUUUGAAGCCAUCACUGAUAUAACCAACAGAGAGAGAGAUAUUACCUUAUAUGGUGUACUAACGCAAGCAGACAAAUACAAAUCGAGAGAUCCAAAAGUUUUGAAGAGAGAAAAAGAAUUUAUGAGGGCGCUUGGAAUUCCAAAGAAUCGUUUUGCAAGAAUCAAGAAUUACUGUCCAGAUAUCGAUCCGAACAUGACAUAUGAAGAUACUAUCAUACCUUCCUUAGAUGUACCUGUAUUGCGGCUCAUGGGACAGGUUUUGACUGCAGAACCAACAGAUCAGGACUAUGAGCAUCGUCAAACCAAGAACGGGAAAUAUGUGCCUAAUCUUUCCAACCCAGGCGUUGCAGUAAUAACAGUAGUAACUGCUGCAUUAGUAUUAUUUGUAUUGUUUAAAUUAUUUGUGCUUCUUUUAAGAAUAUAAGUUGAUGUGAAUUGAAUAACAAGGACAAUUUGACACUCA
Molecule: messenger RNA, 1206 nt
Organism: Mytilus trossulus (common blue mussel)
Lineage: Eukaryota; Metazoa; Mollusca; Bivalvia; Mytilida; Mytilidae
Exons: 5
Coding region: 67-1167 (366 amino acids)
Source: RefSeq, a predicted model, not a curated record